This is a messenger RNA of Melitaea cinxia (Glanville fritillary), 2520 nucleotides long. It is a transcript of the gene dysc, whose product is annotated as whirlin. Lineage: Eukaryota; Metazoa; Arthropoda; Insecta; Lepidoptera; Nymphalidae. The record is from RefSeq and is a predicted model, not a curated record. Gene Ontology annotation, cellular component: cilium; stereocilium tip; plasma membrane. The coding region runs from base 1 to 2520 and encodes 839 amino acids. The transcript has 19 exons. Gene Ontology annotation, molecular function: protein binding.
AUGAGGUCGGGGGAGGGUGAGGGCUCCGAGUUGGCGGAGUUCGGGGCACGAUGGCCGCCGCCCUACGCCCAGGGCUACGGCUGGCGCUCUACCACCCCACAGCACCCGCCGGCGCAUCACCUCGCGAGACACUCGCGGUCGCAGCAGUGGUUACAGGAUAAUCGCCACACCAGUUACGAGGCGGAGGACGCGCGGGCACGGGCGCGCGGCGGGGUCUAUUACUCGCCGCCAGGCACCUCAUACACGAUAGUGGAACGGCCGGCCUCCUCGCACGGCCACCACGCGCCCUACUCGCAGCACCACUACCCAGGCAAGCUCUCGAGAGCACCCUAUCUUGGAUCAUCAAACAUAGCUAACAGUGCAGGAGCAACAAGCCUACGUAACAGUACGAAUCAUCUGAGUGCAAAUGGCAAGAAGAGGCCAAUAUCACCGGAACAGGUGCUCCGGCUCUUUGGUCAGGGAGGAGCAGCAGCGUUGGGCAAAGCGUUGCCUCCGUCGCAUCCACCAGCGCCGCUACCAGCGCCUUUACCAGCGCCUCUACCGGCGAGACGCCAUUCGCCGGCAAGUAGUCCAAGCAGUACCACACAUCAUGCGAUAUAUCGGGGCGAGCGGGAUAGGGAGCGGCCAUACUCAUCGGGUGGAGCGCCGCCGCCGCCGAUGGAGCCUUCGACGCGCACCGUCACUAUGAGUCGCGACCCAGCUGACUCGCAUGGCUUCGGCAUCUGUGUUAAGGGAGGAAAAGAGGCUGGUGUGGGUGUGUACAUAUCGAGGGUGGAGGAGGGCUCGGUGGCAGAGCGGGCGGGCCUUCGUCCUGGGGACUCCAUAUUGCAAGUCAAUGGAACUCCUUUUUCGGGAAUAUCUCACGAGGACGCGCUUAAAAUGUUAAAGUCAUGCCGACAACUAACUAUGGUGGUUCGUACGGCGGGUGCGCUCGUGGGGCGAGCAUCUUGUUCGUGGAUGGACCGUUAUGGAAGGCCGGCGUCGCCGCCUGCACAGCGUCCUCUACGAUCCGCGAGUAAAGAUCGCUCUAUACGAAGGGUGGAUUUAUGUAUCGAGCCGGGUCAGUCACUGGGUCUGAUGAUUCGAGGUGGGUUGGAGUACAACCUCGGUAUCUACAUCACUGGAGUGGAUAAGGAUUCCGUCGCUGAUCGAGCGGGGCUAAUGGUCGGCGAUCAAAUAUUGGAAGUGAAUGGGCAAUCAUUUGUGAACGUGACUCAUGAUGAGGCGGUCGCUCAGCUGAAGUAUCACAAGCGUAUGUCUCUGCUGGUGCGGGAUGUGGGGAAAGUGCCUCACGCGUGUACUGCGUAUGGAGAGAGGGAGGCCGCCCCUAGAAUAAGCGGCUGGGGUAAACGAAGAGGAGCAGCGGCGACCGCUGUGGAACAGAAAGCUAAGUCGCUACUUCCUCAGAGCGAUAUACCAGCGUUAGCUUACUAUAUGGAGGAGUACGCGUCGAGACGACUCACUCCUGAUGCCUUUUUAACUGUGUUAAGAGAUCUCUUAGAUACGCCACAGAAGUAUUCGCUGCUAACGGAAAUCCGAGAGUUUCUACUUCCGGAAGACAGGCCGCGGUUCGACGAGCUCGUUUACAGACGACCGGAGGAUGCAGCAGAUCACCACUUAAAGCGAGGGAAUGAGCGACAUAUGCUGCCCUCUUCUACUAUGCACGAACUCCAUGAUCCGGAGGUGCCGGCCGAAGUACCUCUGGUUGUCGACCACCGCUCGCCCUCCGAGGACUCCGGCUUGGGCCUACCACCCCACGACCAAGCUUACAGGAGCGGGCGCGUGUGGCGCGCCGGGGACCCGCCGCCGCCGGACGACGAGCUGGACCCUCCACCCGAGGAGUUCGAGGAGGAGGGUGGACGUUCUAGACGACACUCAUCGCCAUGUAAUUCGAGGGAGGGCAGCACAACAGCCCUACACACGCAACAUUACGACGAUACUGAUCAGUGCGGCUAUCUCGAGGGACUGCGCUCAUCACUCGGUGGCUGGACGCAGAAAGUUAAAUCAUGGUACUGGGGACGACCUCUAGAAUUGGCCCACAAGUUGUCACGUAGCUUCGACAUGAAAGAAGAAGGUGGUGCUUUACUUGAGGAUCGAGGUGGGAUCCGCAGGCACCAGUCUAUGCAGCGCCUGCAACAUGGGGAAGCGCCGAUCGACGAAGGCAGAGCGGCGAGAGUCGUACCAGACCACCAUGGAAAUCUGCACAUCUCUGUGAAGAAGACCAAGCCUAUCCUUGGUAUCGCGAUCGAAGGUGGCGCCAAUACUAAACACCCGUUACCUAGAAUAAUCAACAUACAUGAGCAUGGUUCCGCAUACGAAGCUGGAGGGUUGGAAGUAGGACAACUAAUUCUAGCUGUCGACGGGCAUCGAGUAGAAGGAAUGCAACAUCAGGAGGUUGCUCGACUCAUAGCUGAGUCUUUCGCGCAAAGAGAUAAACCGGAAAUUGAGUUUUUAGUAAUUGAAGCAAAGAAGUCAAACCUGGAACCAAAGCCAACGGCCCUAAUUUUUUUGGAGGCCUAA